Molecule: messenger RNA, 1472 nt
Organism: Moneuplotes crassus
Lineage: Eukaryota; Ciliophora; Spirotrichea; Euplotida; Euplotidae
Source: the annotation of a GenBank genome assembly
AGAAAAUGAGUGUUAAAAAGAGACUUCUCGAAGAAGAUGGUGAUCAUUCCGGGCUCAAUAACAACUCCUCAUCAGUAUUAUUGGACGAAGACUUAGAAGGCACAGGUCAAGGCUUUGUCAGUCAGAACAAAUCAGGUGAAGCGAAAGAAAUUCAAGCUCCUACAAAUACUUUCUGAUAUCAAGUCUCAUGCCCUGUGAGGUUUCUGGGCAAUCAGUUUAAACAUGGAGGUGUAAAAGGGUCUAUAUUCUCCCUUAUCACUGCUAUUCUUGGGUCAGGGACUAUCACAUUGCCCUACCUUGCGUACAACAACGGAAUCGGAACAGCCAUAAUUUUAAUAAUAUUCGGAGCCAUUCUCUCAUAUUUCUGUGGAAUGCUACUAGUCAGCUGCGCAAAUAAAGUAGGCUCAGACAAAUACGAAGACUUUGCUGCCUUCUGCUUUGGAAGGAAAAUGGUCCUUGUCACUGGCUGGUCUAAUGUCUCCACUCUGCUAGGAUUCGUGGUAUCAUAUAUAGUCUUCUUGAAGAAUUUAGUUCCACAUAUUCUAAAUGAGAUCUUUGGCAGGGAAAAUGUGCCUUCUUUAUUAAAUGAUGGUACCAUAUACUCGUUCUUGAUCCUUACUCCGUUAUCAAUGCCAAGGAAGAUCGGAGCACUGAGGUUCAACUCAAUGUUUGGAGUUUGUUGCAGUUUCUAUUUGGUCAUGUGCAUUGUCUUCAUGUUCUUUUUGGAUAGAGGACUUGUCAAAGAUAUCGGAGCUGCAUUCCGUGAGGCUCAUUACUUCGAUAUUACUUGGAACGGAAUGGUAGACGCUGUCCCAUUCGUAGUGUUUGCUUUUAUGUAUCAACCUAACAUUCCUAUUAUAUACAGAGAACUUACUACUAAGAGUUAUGGAAAAAUGAACAAAAUUGUAACCAUAGGUUCUUCAUUCGUAGUUGUUCUUUACAUUUUGGCAUCAAUGUUUGGGUAUUUAGGGCUGGUCGGAAGUCCUGAAGGACUGGAAACUCUCAAAAGGGAACAAAACAUUCUUCAGGUUCAUUACGAUAACGUAGCUUUCACAGUCGCCAUCAUCGGUCUGAUAUUUGCUAUCUUCGCAGCAGCUCCGAUCUGAGUACUUCCAGCGAAGGAUGCUUUUGAAGAAAUUGUGUUCGCUAGGAAUAAGAUGAGCACUAAAUGGAAUGUCAUCACUACCAUCGUUAUGUGCCUAAUUUGUUACAUCUGAGCUAUUGUCAUCCCAGGAAUCGGAGAUGUCAUUACAAUCUUGGGAUGUACCACAAACCCACUGAUAGGAUUCAUCCUUCCGAUAGUGUUCUAUCUCAAAAUUGUGGAAGAUGUGCCACUAUGGAAAACCAUUUGUUGCUGGCUUGUGCUGAUUUUCAUUAUAGUUGUAUCUAUCGCCAGUUUUGUUCUGUUCGUUAUCGAUAAGGCCAAAGGCUAAAACCCGGUUAUUUAUAUAAACUUUAGAUGAUUGGUCAAC